Molecule: messenger RNA, 1761 nt
Organism: Metarhizium brunneum ARSEF 3297
Lineage: Eukaryota; Fungi; Ascomycota; Sordariomycetes; Hypocreales; Clavicipitaceae
Gene: YLR352W
Product: F-box protein YLR352W
Cellular component (GO): cytoplasm
Source: RefSeq, a predicted model, not a curated record
AUGGCUCGGGCUCUCUCUCCAUCAGACACUGCUUCGCGAUCUUCCUUCUCUUCUGUCCGGGAAAACGAUGAUGGGCUUGCCCAGACCUUUACUCGAUCCAAAGUCUCGUCCUACAUUGAGGCACCCGAGGAUGUUUUCGACGAGUCUCCCAUUUCUGAGCUUCCUCAGCCUUCUUUCCAGGCGCCCUUGACGCAACCACAAAGUAAGCUUCAUGGUUUUUGGUACCCGCCAGACAGCUUCAAAGGGUGGAGGGAAAUCCCCAUCAAGGGCAAGAAGGCGAGCCGGAGCUUCGAUGAUUUGCGCAAGCUGGGCAUGAGCUGGGAGUCGCCACCUGCAUCUCCCGCCCCGGUCAAAAAGCAUCACACCGGUAGCUAUGCCAUUGGCGAUGCUCCCCUCGAAAGGCUUCCCAGCGAGGUUCUUGCCUCCAUCAUUGACUUGCUAGUGGUUGAAAUUCCUCCCAACGGACUGACCACGCGCAAUACGGACUUGAUGGCAUUGCUUCUCACAUCUCGAUCUAUUCAUGCCACCACACUCACCACACUGUAUCGCCACGUCACUAUUCCUCACUCGCGGAUUUUUCGCAAAUUUCUCAACACCAUAUCUGAGUACCCUUCUCUGGCCACCAUCGUUCGACGGCUCGACUUUAGUCACUUCAACCCGUCCAUGCUAUUUUCCACCGCUAGCGAACGUGCCAAGACGCAAAAUCUCACCACUGAUACCCUCGCCCAGUGUCUUGAGCUGACUCCCUACCUCCAAGAGUUUUUAGCCCAGGAGUACAUCGACACCGAUCUCGGACCACCCGUCCUUCGCAAAUUGUUCUUCGACAUGCCUAACUUGCGGGCGUUGGACUUUUGUGGCUGCUCAUCCACAGUGUUCAAGAACUCUUUCAAUGCAAUUCUUGAAAACUCUUGGCCUGAUGAGCUCUUUAUUACUAGGCUUUCCUUUCACAAGUGCCUCGGUCUCCCAUCGACAGUCUUCGAAACCAUUCUGCCUCGACUGGGCAAACUGACCCAUCUGGAUGUAGCCGGCACACGCAUUACCGACGAGGCCCUGGAAAGGAUCCCUCUAACUGCGGAACUGACGCACCUAAACCUUGCUAAGUGCAAGGAGCUGUCCGCUGAUUGCGUGGUCAAAUUCGUUACGUCUCAUCCUUCCACCAAAGACUCGCUUGUCUUCUUGAGCUUGGCUACCGAUCCGACCAAUCACCUGCUGCUUGGUAAGGACGAUAUCGAUGGCCUUCUUCCGCGGUUGCCCAAGACGCUCAAGUCUCUCAGCUUGCGUGGCAGCAGAAUGCACGCCUCUCACAUCCCUGAACUCACCCGCCUCGCUCAGACACUCGAGGAGCUUGCCGUCGGUCGUGGUUUGGAGAUGAGUGACAUUCACAAGUUGUUCUGCCAUGGCCAGGAAUGGCUCCAGCAUAAUCUGAGAUUCCUCGAUAUUUGCGACAUUGAGACGAUUAUUGGCAGUGCGAGCACCUUGCUCGCGCCCGCCUCCGCUCCGCUCCACGUUAUUGAGAUCGCAGAGCGAGCUUACGAACGCGCUGCCAAGGUCAACAAGAACCUUCAGCGAGUUGGCUGGGUUGCCAAGGAGUUUGGUAGCCGCUACUGGUUGGUGCGCAUGAAUGCGGAUGGCUCUACGCGAGACAAUGGUGGGCGAUGGUGGAAGAUGGGUGCGGAAAGCUGGGGUAUGAGGAAGGUUCCCGUCGCAAUAGCAGAAGUGGGUGGAAUGUAUGGCUCAUUUAUGUUCGGGCGACGGGUUUAA